Molecule: messenger RNA, 2866 nt
Organism: Sardina pilchardus (European sardine)
Lineage: Eukaryota; Metazoa; Chordata; Actinopteri; Clupeiformes; Clupeidae
Gene: p2rx2
Product: purinergic receptor P2X, ligand-gated ion channel, 2
Exons: 12
Coding region: 50-1261 (403 amino acids)
Biological process (GO): calcium ion transmembrane transport; response to ATP
Cellular component (GO): nuclear inner membrane; signaling receptor complex; plasma membrane
Molecular function (GO): extracellularly ATP-gated monoatomic cation channel activity; purinergic nucleotide receptor activity; ATP binding
Source: RefSeq, a predicted model, not a curated record
CAUCGACGAGACAGUGCAUCCGACAGGGCAAACUGUAAGAGAAAUUAAUAUGGGUGUCAUACACUUUCUCAAGGAAUAUUUUCUUGGCUUUUUUCUUGGCUAUGAGACUCCUAAGGUAAUGGUGGUGAGAAACAGAAAACUUGGAGUUAUAUACCGAGGAGUCCAGUUUCUAGUUAUCACAUACUUCAUUUGGUAUGUGUUCAUAAGUCAGAAGGCGUACCAGGACACGGAGACCAGGCCUGAGAGCUCCGUCUAUACCAUGAUGAGAGGCGUGGCCCUGCAGGGGGACAAUGUGCUGGACAUGGUGGAAUAUGUCCAUCCUUCUGAGGGCGGAGAUGUUAUCAGCACCAUCUUGAGGCGUGAAGUCACACAUGACCAGAAACAGGGCACGUGUGCAGAGGACUACCGUGUGUUCAAAGCAAACUGCACAAAAGAUUCUGACUGUGUUGCUGGGGAAAUAAACCUUGAUGGCAAUGGACAGCAAACUGGACGCUGUGUGCAGUACUAUAAUCACACCUUCAAGACAUGUGAGAUCCAGUCUUGGUGUCCUAUUGAGGCCUUUGCAGCUGUUAGAGAACCGCCAUUGGCAGAAGCUAUCAACUUUUCUCUAUACAUCAAAAAUGCCAUACACUUUCCGAAAUUCAAAGUAUUAAGGGGAAACACUAGACCUGGGAGAAAGGUCAAAUAUAUGCCCCGGUGCCACUACAACGAAGAGACUCACCGCUACUGCCCAGUCUUCCGGCUGGGCUACAUCGCAGAGCAAGCCAGGGAGAAAUUCAGUGAAUUAUGCAGAACUGGAGGCGUGAUUGGAGUCUUCAUUAACUGGAAGUGUAAUUUUGAUGUGGACCCUUUAGCGUGUGUGCCCACUUACUCUUUCAGGAGACUGGACACACGCAAGAACCUGCCUUACUCAGGGUACAAUUACAGAUUUGCCAAGUAUUACAGCAAGAAUGGUGAAGAGUACAGAACACUUAUCAAGGCCUUCGGGAUUCGACUGGAUAUCAUCGUCCACGGACAUGCUGGAAAAUUCAACAUUGUCCCAACUAUCAUCAACGCAGUAACAGCUAUGACAUCAGUUGGAAUUUGUUCCAUCAUCUGUGACUGGAUCAUGCUGACCUUCAUUGACAAAAAUGAGAUUUACAGCGAGAGGAAAUUUGACAACUCCUCUGAUGAGCCCAUUGAGCACGUCGUCGUUACAGACCUCACCCUCACAAGCUAUGGCUCCACGCACUCAGACCUCUCGGAUGGGGUGCCGCUAUGAUGGACAGCUCACUCUCUCACCCCUCGGCCACAAGCACACUACAGGAUGCCACUCAGCCGUGGAGCAGGACAGUGACUGUGCUCGGGUUCGUGGCACUCUUGCUUCAGAAGUGAAGAAAUGUCAAGCCACAAAUAGCCGCAUAGGCCUGAGACAAGGAAUACAACCAUCACUCCAAUGGACAAAUCUAUAAUCUCAACAUUAACUAAGCCGUCAAGAGACACAUUCCAUAACUGCAGUGCAUAUACCAAGCCUUAAGUAUAAUAAAUAGCUUACUUUAGUCAAGUCUGUAUUCAAUGUCAUUGAUAUUUGGCAGGGGGGAAAAACAGAAUUAUCCACAACCAGAAUUGUUCAGUAUUACUGCUUACCUGGCUCUGCUUGUCCAUGAUACAAUGAGAGCCAGAAUGAAAACAUAGCUCAGCAUGUAACAUAGUAAUAUACAUUAUAUUACAGUACAGAGUGUGAAUUACAGUAUAUUCUGUUUUGUAUCCAAAUUGUAGUUUCUUUUCAUUGAUUUGUAUGUUUUCUGGUUUAUUUCUGUAGCCCACUCACAUGCAUGUGCAAACCAAAAGUUAAAGUGUGAUUCUGACAAUACAUCUCCUCAUUUCCAAUAACCAUUUUCAUCUCCGAAACCGAUUGAUGUCGUUUUGCUGGAGGACAGGAGUGAAAGUUCCCUGGGGAGAAGGGGUCCAUGUAACAAAUACAAUGUGGUCAUUAUUCUCCCCACAAAAUAGCUUCCAUAACAAGAUUGUGGCGACGAGUGCUGGCAGGCUCACACUCAGCCUUCUUCCCUGACACAAUGGAUGGAGCACUUCAGGCAGAAACCUGACACCAAAUGUUUUUUUUUUUUGUUUUUUUUUAAUUUAAUGGAUCUUUCCUUUUGGUGAUUGGGAGAAAAAAACCCUCACUUGUUAGUUACAGCUGAAUAAUUGUCUGGAACGGGAAAGAACACGGUCCUGGAAACGGAUCUGACCAGCACGGGCGCUCAAUGACAAACAGACCUUACCAGGAACAACUGAACAAUGAUGUGAUCGGAAAAUAUAAGAAUUCCUUUUCAGCCCCGACUUUCCAAAGCACUUGAUCGAAUUAACCCGUGAACUUCAAGGAGUGAAAUUGUAUUAUGAGGCCACAGGAAGACCGAUCAGCCAACACGGAGUCUUGUGAGACGAUGGAUGGAGCUGUGGGUGGGGCAAUGAGGUUAGCGUAAUGAGGAGAUGGGCUCAGGAUGGGGUUGCCUUUCACCAAUCACGUUCAGAGAGGAUGUAUGUUGAAAUGCUAUAGGUAAUCCCAUUAUCAGUGAUCUGCACUUUCAGGAUCCAGUGAUAUACAGUGCCUAUAAAAAGCACUUCACCCUCUUGGACAUUUGCCCUUUUAUUGCUUUAAAAAAAAAAAUGGAAUCAUGGUCAAUAUCAUUUGGCUUUUUUGACAAGAAUUUACUAAGUAAGGGAUAAUGUAUUGUCCACUGGUAAUGAUCGGAAAAAAAAAAGUCCCGACUGGAAGAACAGAACCCCGACACGACACGCUUAUUGUUUGUGGCCACUCUGUCAAGUCUUGGGCACUCAACAACGUUCCUCUUGUUGUCUUUAAACAAUUUCUGAGUAGCUUUCG